This is a messenger RNA of Parus major (Great Tit), 5153 nucleotides long. RefSeq names its product kelch like family member 5 (gene KLHL5). The record is from RefSeq and is a predicted model, not a curated record. Bases 1567 to 3693 code for a protein of 708 amino acids. Gene Ontology annotation, molecular function: protein binding. The transcript has 11 exons. Lineage: Eukaryota; Metazoa; Chordata; Aves; Passeriformes; Paridae.
UGAUGGGUGAGCUUUCCAGGUUAAAACUAGCACUCAGAAAAUAGCAUGAUAUUCUCAUGGCACUGAGUUUGAAACAGUUUUUUGGGUUUUCAGUGGUAAAAUUUGGCACUGUUUAAGUUUUAAUGUAGACUAUACAUUUACUCUUUUUUGAAGAAUACUGCAAGAUUCCAUAUUUUGGAGAUUUUAAAGACUACAAAAUUCCAUAUUUUGGAGUUCAUGUUCAUCUGAGAGAAAGUGGCUUUCACUUUUGAUGAAAACUGUAGGGUAGUAAAGAAGCACUCUUGUAAAUUUGUUGCAUAUGUAUCCUGGAGAGUUGAACAGACUGAGUUGUAAAGUUUGGAAACAGAUCUCUGUAUCAAGGACUGAUAAAAUCCAGUGCCUCUUUUUUAUUCUAAAAUUGUUAUUACAAUUUGCAUGUGACUGAAAUUAAUCUCAGCAUUUUAUAUCUAACUAGCUUCAUAUGUCAGAGAGGAAAUAGGCUGGUUUUCAUAGGAACUGUAAAUUGAUCAUCAUGUAUUUUGUGCUUUAGGCUUUCUUUUCCUCAUUUGAGUAAAAACUUUUGCUAGAUAUUUUAAAAUGUUACGUAAAUUACCAAUCCUAGAGAGAAUUCUGUCACAAUGGUAUGCAUCUCUCUUUUUCACUGUUCCAUCACAGUACUUCUAAUUGUUGUGGAACAGCUGAUAGUAUAUGGUUAGAAAGGAGCCUUUUGACUGGUUGUCUUAUAUUGUUUAUUUGGCAGGGGUUUGUCUGGUGUCUUAUGGUGACCAAUUGGCUUUUUCUUGCUUUAUGUUUUAGUGAUAUAUAAGUGAAUGGAAAUUUCAGAUAGAAAUUUUUGGUUACUGCAGACCUAGAUUCGAAUCAAAGCACAUCAAGAUGAAAGGCUUUAUAGCCUCCACUACUAGUCCCUUGAGCCUUCUGAGGCUCUUCUUGUCCUUUUUAAAUUAGAUCAUGUCCUGUAAUGGGAAAUGGAAUUAUUUACAGUUCAGUUUCUCCCCAGCAUAAUCAGUUAUCUUUGGGUUGGUUUUAAUUCUUGUCCAUAAAUUUAUUUUUUAGCAGUGUAGAAGGAAUUUAAUUUUAUUGUUGCCAUUUUUCCCCCUCUGUAGUAGCAAGAGUUAACAGAAUAAGAAAGCAAUUGUAAGAUGCAGUAUAGGAAUUGCAUUUGCAGCCAUUUGUGGUUUAAGAAAAGAGGGUGGUAUUUAGCUCUUGAAAGGGCUUAAAUGAAUAUUGUUUAGUGUUUUUGAAACCUAAUGGUCAGAGGCAGCAACAGAAACAGCCUUGGAGCUUUUAGGGUUUUAGCUUUUUCCUGAUGGAGGUGAUUGUUUCACCUCCUCUUUUAUGUCAGCAUUUUUCAUUGUCUGUUGCCUUUUGUUUAUAUUCAAAUGACAUAUCAUUAAAGAAGCCUUUUUUGUGUGAUUGCAAUGCUUUUUCCCCUCCUUCUGUAGAAAAUCUGCUUGCCACAGACAGGCAGAGCAUGUGUUUCUCUUGUCUUGGUUGGGUGCACAAAUCUUCUUUUAUGCGUGCUGCUUCUUACCCUGUUGCCUAGACGAUCGCUGGCUUUCACUAAGAAUGUCUGGUUCUCGUAAAGAGUUUGAUGUGAAGCAGAUUUUAAAAAUCAGAUGGAGGUGGUUUGGUCAUCAGGCAUCAGCCCCUAACUCGGCAAUUGAAAACCAUCAGGGAGACUUCUGGAAUAGAAGACAAAAUGUAACAACUGGUGGCAUGAAGUUUUUAGAUUCGGGUAACUUACCUUUAACAUCAGUUGGUUACAGAAGGUCCAGCCAACAGGAUUUCCAGAAUUCACCUCUUUGGCCAAUGGCAUCCACCUCAGAAAUCCCUACGUUUGAAUUCUCAGCAGAAGACUGUGGAGGUGCACGUUGGCUUGACAGACAAGAAACAGAUGAUAGAGAGAGUGAAGAAGAAAAUGAAUCGGACAGCAGCUCGUGCAGCAGAAUCUCCGACAGCAGUCACACCUUAUCCUCUUGUCAAAUAAUGGAGCCCUGUACCUCAGAUGAAUUUUUUCAGGCUCUCAACCAUGCUGAACAAACUUUUAAAAAGAUGGAGAACUAUCUUAGACAUAAUCAACUGUGUGAUGUGGUGUUAGUUGCUGGUGAUCGUAGAAUUCCAGCUCACAGAUUGGUUCUCUCCUCUGUUUCGGACUACUUUGCAGCAAUGUUCACUAAUGAUGUAAGGGAAGCAAGACAGGAAGAAAUCAAGAUGGAGGGUGUGGAGCCAAAGGCACUGUGGGCUCUGGUUCAAUAUGCAUACACAGGUCGCCUUGAAUUAAAAGAAGAUAACAUUGAGUGCCUGUUGUCUACAGCUUGCCUUCUUCAGCUCUCUCAGGUUGUAGAAGCAUGCUGUAAAUUCCUAAUGAAGCAGCUUCAUCCAUCCAAUUGCCUUGGAAUCCGAUCUUUUGCUGAUGCGCAGGGCUGCACUGACUUGCACAAGGUGGCUCACAAUUACACUAUGGAAAACUUCAUGGAAGUAAUUAGAAAUCAGGAAUUUCUGUUAUUGCCAGCCACUGAAAUUGCUAAGCUGUUAGCAAGUGAUGACAUGAAUAUUCCUAAUGAAGAAACUAUACUGAAUGCACUACUUACGUGGGUUCGACAUGAUUUGGAACAGAGAAGGAAAGAUCUCAGUAAACUCCUGGCUUACAUUAGACUGCCUCUGCUUGCUCCACAAUUUCUGGCAGAUAUGGAGAACAACGCACUCUUUAGGGAUGACAUUGAAUGUCAAAAACUCAUUAUGGAAGCAAUGAAGUACCAUCUGUUGCCAGAGAGACGACCUAUGUUGCAAAGCCCUCGCACCAAACCUAGAAAAUCUACAGUGGGCGUUUUGUUUGCAGUUGGAGGAAUGGAUGCAACAAAAGGAGCUACAAGCAUUGAAAAAUAUGAACUUCGUACCAACACAUGGACUCCAGUUGCAAACAUGAAUGGACGAAGAUUACAGUUUGGAGUUGCAGUCUUAGAUGAUAAAUUGUUUGUUGUUGGUGGCAGAGAUGGACUGAAAACAUUGAACACUGUGGAGUGCUACAACCCUAGAUCAAAAACUUGGAGUGUAAUGCCACCAAUGUCCACUCAUCGUCACGGUCUUGGAGUAGCUGUAUUGGAAGGUCCCAUGUAUGCUGUAGGAGGACAUGAUGGCUGGAGCUACCUAAAUACAGUGGAAAGAUGGGAUCCACAGGCUCGUCAGUGGAACUUUGUAGCUAGUAUGUCAACUCCCAGGAGCACCGUUGGUGUAGCAAUAUUAAAUGGAAAGCUUUAUGCAGUUGGUGGUCGAGAUGGAAGUUCUUGUCUUAAGUCAGUAGAAUGUUUUGAUCCUCAUACAAACAAAUGGACUCUCUGUGCUCAGAUGUCAAAAAGAAGAGGUGGUGUAGGUGUAACCACCUGGAAUGGGUUCUUGUAUGCAAUAGGUGGCCAUGAUGCUCCAGCAUCCAACUUAACAUCCAGGCUGUCAGACUGCGUAGAAAGGUAUGAUCCCAAAACAGAUAUGUGGACUGCUGUGGCCUCUAUGAGCAUUAGCAGAGAUGCAGUGGGAGUGUGUCUUCUUGGUGACAAGUUGUACGCUGUUGGAGGAUAUGAUGGUCAAACAUAUCUUAAUACUGUGGAGUCUUAUGAUCCCCAGACAAAUGAAUGGACACAGGUUGCACCACUGUGCUUAGGAAGAGCUGGAGCAUGUGUUGUGACUGUAAAACUCUGAAUUAUUUUCUCUGGGAAGGUGACAUUCUCCUGUGUAGACUCAGAGGAUUACUUUUUCCUCAAGCAAACUACGAGUGCACCAGUAAACACCAGGUGCAGGAUAUCUACCACAGCAAAGUGUUUGGUCUGAAGUUGACCUGAUGUUCCUAUGGACCAAUAUUAAGCACUUUUUAAAAACUUAUCUUUGUUAUGCAUAUGUUACAAGAGUUCUACUUGUAAGUAAGUCAGCUGCAACCUGCCAGUUGGCAGCAGAGGACUUCUGUUUAGGAAGCGCUAAGAAAAUGAAUGAACUCACUAUAAUAAUCCAAUGUUAUGGUUCCAGGGCCUUGAUUUCCCCAAAUGCAGAGCAGUGAUGCUAUAAAUGGAUAUACUUUGGUAUAAUUUGGUCUAUCUUUGGGUGAAACAAGUUAUAGGAUUGCACCCCAUAGAUUUAAUUUGCUUGUAAUAAAUGCAAGUAGAUAUCUGAGUGACUGCAGGCAGGCUAACAAACCAAUGCAAACUAUUGUAAAUGGCAGGUGUAAUGCCUGCUUUGGAAAUGAAGUUGUGUAUUUGAUGAAUCUUUUGCACUUUUUAUCAUCAUUCCUAGUUUAGCAAACUUUUUAUUUAACCAAAGCCUUAUUUUAAAUAUUGUCUUAUGCUAACAGAAACCUGCUAUUUAAUAAUUUCUGAUAUAUAUUUUUCACAUCCAGUAUACUUUUUGGAUUUUCAAAAUGGUUAUGCAAGAUGCAUCAUACCUUUUCCCCUGCUUUGGUUCUUGUAUUUACUUUGCUAUUUGUAUGAGUUAUUGGAAGAAUUCUAAAGUGUGAUAAACAAUUAACCAAUUUAAGUUUAAUAUUUGCACUUUGGAAUUUUUGAAGCAUUCCAUUACAUCUAGACUAAUUACAUUUUUAAAUGAGGCUUUGCACUACUAUGAGAAGUAUAAUUUUAUAAGAUGAAGAAAUUGUCUGUCUUUCCUGUAAGGUUAUUUAAAAAUGUAAAGGGCCCAAUCCUGCCAGAUGCUCAGCUGCCAGCAUUGAAGCAUGUUCAGCAUCUCACAGGAGGGUGACGUGUGCCUCGCAGGACUGUAUCAAAUUAAUUACCUUAUUUAAGUUACCUAAUUUUUUCAGAUACUUUAUAAUUUGCCUUUCUCGAGCCCUCUGCUGUUACACCGAAUUGGUUUGAACGGUCUAAAUGUUCUCGAGAGAAGCCUUUUUGUAUUUGCUUUUAUGUGCCUUGUCCCUUAUAUUCUUCGAACAGCACCGCGCGUUAAAAACGGGAAGAUGUGAACUCAUUGAAUGUUUUGGGUUUUUUUUUUUUUUUAAAAAAAAAAGUUUUAAGUGCUCGAUACCCAAAGUCCUUUGUAUAUUUGUAAUUUUAAACGUGUGUUUUAACGCUCUCGGCGAACUAUUUAUUGUUUUAAAAGAAAUCGGUGAUACUUUGUGAUGAAGCUUUGCAGUUGGAAUACAGCUGAUCGCAAGAGGC